Molecule: messenger RNA, 1402 nt
Organism: Dendrobium catenatum
Lineage: Eukaryota; Viridiplantae; Streptophyta; Magnoliopsida; Asparagales; Orchidaceae
Product: beta-1,4-mannosyl-glycoprotein 4-beta-N-acetylglucosaminyltransferase-like
Exons: 1
Coding region: 160-1251 (363 amino acids)
Biological process (GO): N-acetylglucosamine metabolic process; protein N-linked glycosylation
Cellular component (GO): membrane
Molecular function (GO): beta-1,4-mannosylglycoprotein 4-beta-N-acetylglucosaminyltransferase activity
Source: RefSeq, a predicted model, not a curated record
UAAAAACAUAAGGUUCUGCAAAUAAAAGUAUUGUGAGGUCGUUAAAUGCAAAUACCUCAUUUUAAAUAUUUAUCUUCUUGUUCAUUGAACAUCCUCAUUGUUUUUGACUGAUCAAUCGAACAGUAGCACCCUGACCACUUCCACCCCGAAGCUAAAUCCAUGCCGCGAAAACUCCACCUUCUGCUCCUCCUCCUCCUUCUCCUCUCCGCCGCCGGCGCCGCCCUUCUCUUCUUUUACAUGCACCUCAUCCCCUCCCUCCUCCGCCCCCUUUGGGACACCCCUCCCCGUCCCUUCAUCCGCCUCCCUCACUUCCACUCCCCCAACGCCUCGCUCCCCUUCCUCUGUCGCCUCCACGGCUUCUCCCCUCGCUCCUCCCCUCGCCGCGUUUUUGACGCAGUCAUCUUCAGCAAUGAACUAGACAUCCUCCACCUCCGCUACCGCACUCUCCUCCCCCUCAUCCACCGCUUCCUCCUCCUCGAAUCAAACUCCACCUUCACCGGCAUCCCAAAACCCCUUCUUUUCAAUAAAAACUGCUCCAUCUUCUCCUUCGCCUCCCACAAAAUCAUCUACCGUUCCUUCACCCCUCCUUCCUCCAAUCCUCCCCUCCCCCCCUUCGACUUUGAAUCCAAUCAACGCUCAGCCAUGAAUUCCCUCAUCUCUCUCUCCGGCAUCACAGAUGACGAUCUUCUCAUCAUGUCCGACGCCGACGAAAUCCCCAGCCCUGAAACCAUCGAACUUCUCCGAUGGUGCGAUGGCUUCCCCUCCAUUCUCCACUUAGAGCUCCGCCAUUACAUGUACUCUUUCGAGUUCCUGGUCGAUUUCAGCAGCUGGCGAGCGACGGCAAAUAUUUAUCGGAAAGGUGAGACCUUUUACCGGCACUCGAGGCGAAGUAAUUUUAUUCUAGCGGACGCGGGAUGGCAUUGCAGUUUUUGCUUCAGGAGGAUUAAAGAUUUUGUUUUUAAGAUGAAAGCUUACAGUCAUGCGGACAGAGUGAGGAAGACGAGCUUUUUGGAUGAAGGGAGGAUACAGAGGAUCAUUUGUGAAGGUGGGGACUUGUUUGAUAUGUUGCCGGAGGAGUAUAAUUUCAAGGAGCUUUUAAGUAAGAUUGGGCCGAUACCUAAAUCGCAGUCGGCGAUCAAUCUGCCGCCGUAUUUGAUUGAGAAUGCGGAGAGGUUUAGGUACUUGUUGCCAGGGGGCUGUGAAAGGUCGCCGGAGACGACGCUGGAGAUGCCGGAUUCAUCAUGUGGGUAAUUUUAUGGACGUUUAAUUAAGUGGAAUACAUAAAGAUUAUUAUUUUUUGAAUAGUUAUUCUGUCAAAGAAAGUUAGUAGCCACCUUUCAUAUGAUGUGCUGUAGUGAUAGAGAUUAGAGAUAUUUCCGUGAAAGUUACUAAUUGCAUGGUA